Molecule: messenger RNA, 1604 nt
Organism: Prorocentrum cordatum
Lineage: Eukaryota; Dinophyceae; Prorocentrales; Prorocentraceae
Source: the annotation of a GenBank genome assembly
CUUUUUCUCGAGCGGCCCCAUCCUAGCCCAGACUGGUACUGAGAGACGCCUGCCGCCGCCGCAGAGAGAUCGGCCACAAGGUCACUUUCACGUUUAGCCGAAGAGAGAGAGAAAGAGAGAGAGAGAGAGACGCGCCUGGCGUUGCCCGGCCUCGGGCAUGGGGCCUCGCCGAGGGGCUCGCGCCUCCGGAGGCGAGACACGGGCUGGAGCGCCAGCGAGGCAGAGCCUCACUUCUUCCCGACCGCGAGCAUCGGCACCCCGGCGUACUCCAGGGGCCGCAUCUCGCCGUUGGGGCCUUGCUUUGCCUCCCGGACGUCGUGCAGGAAAGAGGCGCCGCUCCCCACCUUGCACGCGCCAGUGCGCAACGCCGACAGGUCCGCGCCCGCUGGCGGCGGCAGCGCCUUUAGCGUGUGCACGUCCGAAAACAGGACGGAGCACCUGGCCGAGGCCAGGACCUCGAGCGUCACCGCCGCCCGCUGCGUCGGGCUGCCGCAUCCGCGGAUGCCGCUGGCGCCGGGGAGCACCACGGAUGCGCCCGCGAGGAAGGCGCUCCCGACCGCUGAAGCUAUACCGAGGAGGCGUGGCACAGCGUGAUGGAGACGAGGACGCGAUCGUCGCUGGUGACCGCGAGCUGCUCGCGCGCGUCGGCGGCCAUGGUCGACAGGGCCUCCCCGCAGGUCAGCGGCUUCGUGCUGCCCCAGUAGCCCAGGGGCGCAGCGGCGUCCUCGGGCACCACCGCCUGCGGGGCGGCCGAGUUGCUCAGCAGCCCCAGCGAGCCGUCAAGGAUCUCCAGCGAGAUGGUGGGCACGGGCAGCACCGCCGACUGGAGCACCUCCGACGCCCCCUCGAACACGUGCGUGACGGCUCCUCUCACGCGGGCGGCCCCGGAGAGCUCCGCCAGAGCCUUGGCGUCCUUCGCCGUGGCGACCGCCACGCCGAGGUGCGAGCAGGCGACCUGCAGCAGCAAGUUCUCCACGGAGUUCGGGAGGUCCGUCACCAGCACGUCCCCUUUCUCGUAGCCCACGUCCGCAAGGGUCCCCGCCACGGUGAUGGCGCGCUCGGACAUCUCCUGGUACGUCCAGGUGCCGUCCUGCUGCGGCGCGAGCAGCGCCAGAGAGCUCGGACUCCUGGCCGCGUGGCCGUGCACCAGGGAGGCCAGCGAGUGCACGCCGCGCGCGCCGCGGGCGCCAUUGGCCGCAACUGUGCGCAGGCCGCGCCCGAUCCAGGACGGCAGGGCCGCGGCCAUAUUGCGGCGGCCGCCUGGAGCCGCCCAGGAGCGAGGGGGGGGCCAGAUCUCCCACGGUGGAUGGAGGGGGAAGAUGAGCAGGAGAACGAGGAGGCGGUGGGGCCGCCUGUGCACCAGGAGGGCCCCGCGAGGCAGCACCUUGAGCCGCAACGGCCGCUGGGGACGGGGGGGAUCCCGCACGGAGCAGGCCGUGGCAGAGGCCACGACGCGCCCUGAGACCCGACGUGGCGACAGCAUUGCAGCAUCGCGAAGAAUCACAACCGGAGCCCUGGGCCCCAUCUCCCUGCGGGUCUUCUUCGGGCCGAGGCGGCGGCCGAAGCGCUUCGAAAUCGGCCGCGACCGUUCGCAACCGAACAGC